Molecule: messenger RNA, 898 nt
Organism: Boleophthalmus pectinirostris (great blue-spotted mudskipper)
Lineage: Eukaryota; Metazoa; Chordata; Actinopteri; Gobiiformes; Gobiidae
Product: transmembrane protein 69-like
Exons: 3
Coding region: 106-873 (255 amino acids)
Source: RefSeq, a predicted model, not a curated record
AUGAAUACACAGACGUACAGCAUGGACGUCUUCUGCGAUUUGAUUUUGACCUCAGAAAUAAAAAACUUGAAUUAAAAGAAUUAUAAAGGUCUAUUUAACGACAAGAUGUUCGCUUUUGCAUUAAGAAGAGGGGCCUUCAUUUCCCACAAGCUCUUGCAGUCUGUUACCACCUCUCAAAGAUGCUGGACCUCCUCUUUUUCUCCGCUCUCUCAACACGGCACAACUUUCUGUUUCUCCUCCAAUCACAGAUCAACGGGACACCUAAGCCCCGCCUCUCACCUCCCCACUUUUCCCGUAUACUCCCGCCCCAUCCACUCCUCCGCUGUACGCCUCAAAAAACGCCCCCAACCGGAACCUCCCCCACGGGAACUGGACCUGCUUCGUUAUAACAUGAGAGACUUGCCCAAAAGCCCCAGACCUGCUUUAUACUUGGGCUUCUCUGGGCUCCUUCCUUUCGUCUGCCCUACGCUUUUCAUGGCGAUGACUGAAAACUAUAUCCCUGAAGUCGCAUACGCCCAGGUUGCUUACGGGGCCUCGAUAUUGUCAUUUCUGGGCGGGGCUCGUUGGGGUUUUGCGCUUCCUCCCAGCAGCCCGGCGAAACCUGAUUGGAUAAACUUGGCCAACAGCGUGGUGCCGUCUCUUUUAGCUUGGGUUGCCAUGUUGAUGAGCGAAAACAUCGUCCCAGCUGCGACCAUGGUGAUUAUGGGUUUGGGUAUUGCGCUUCACUACGAUUUGUCCUUGUUGCCCACGUAUCCGAGCUGGUUCAAAGCUCUGAGGUCCGUCCUGACUGUCGUGGCGUCUCUGUCUCUCUUGGGGAUGUUAAUAGUGUAUGGGGUGUUCCCUGAGAAAAAGCUUUUCUCAGAAGAAAAAUAGAUUAAAUUAAAGUGUGUUAAACGGA